Molecule: messenger RNA, 3003 nt
Organism: Danio rerio (zebrafish)
Lineage: Eukaryota; Metazoa; Chordata; Actinopteri; Cypriniformes; Danionidae
Gene: tmtopsb
Product: teleost multiple tissue opsin b
Biological process (GO): detection of visible light; visual perception; G protein-coupled receptor signaling pathway
Cellular component (GO): membrane
Molecular function (GO): G protein-coupled receptor activity
Source: RefSeq, marked validated
ACAUCUAGAAACCUCUAUCUAGAGUAUAUGUGGCAACAAUGCUCUUGUGCAUUGGGUGAACUCCAGAACCACAGAAACGAUGGGUUAGAAAACUCUCCAAAACUUAAAUGGAUUACAAAGCACUCUCGUUACAAAACCAAACUCAUUAAAUCCUUUACACAAGCCAUAAUUAAUGGUGCAAUGAUUGAGUCUAACGUGAGUCGGAGUUGCGAGUGGUGCGCUGGAGGAGGUGAAGGGACCGGCGCGCACUUGGAUGAAAAUCACUCAGACCACAGUCUGAGCCCGACAGGACACUUGGUAGUCGCGGUGUGCCUUGGAUUCAUCGGAACUUUCGGCUUUCUCAACAACACGCUCGUGCUCGUCCUGUUCUGUCGCUACAAAGUGCUGCGCUCGCCUAUGAACUGUCUCCUGAUCAGCAUCUCAGUGAGCGAUCUGCUGGUCUGCGUACUCGGCACUCCGUUCAGCUUCGCCGCCAGCACGCAGGGUCGCUGGCUCAUCGGGCGCGCGGGAUGCGUGUGGUACGGUUUCAUCAAUUCAUUCCUGGGCGUUGUGUCUCUAAUCUCUCUGGCGGUUCUCUCAUACGAGCGUUACUGCACCAUGAUGGGCUCCACACAGGCCGACUCCACCAACUACCGAAAAGUGGUCAUAGGCAUUGCUUUCUCCUGGAUUUAUUCCAUGGUUUGGACUCUUCCACCACUGUUCGGAUGGAGCUGCUACGGUCCGGAGGGUCCCGGCACCACCUGCAGCGUCAACUGGGCCGCGCGGACUCCCAACAACGUGUCUUACAUUGUCUGUCUGUUUGUCUUCUGCCUUAUUCUCCCUUUUAUCGUGAUCGUCUACAGCUACGGCAGACUCCUUCAGGCUAUCACACAGGUGAGCAGGAUCAAUACGGUGGUGAGUCGUAAACGGGAGCAGCGUGUGCUCUUCAUGGUGGUCACCAUGGUGGUCUGUUACCUGCUUUGCUGGUUGCCAUAUGGGAUAAUGGCGCUGCUGGCUACGUUUGGACAUCCCGGACUGGUGACACCAGCAGCCAGCAUAGUUCCUUCUCUGUUAGCCAAGAGCAGCACCGUCAUAAACCCAAUCAUCUACAUCUUCAUGAACAAACAGUUUUGCAGAUGUUUCCAUGCGCUCAUCAUGUGCACCACCCCAGAGAGAGGCUCCAGCUUUAAAAACUCUUCCAAAGUCACCAAAACUCUCAGGACAGUGCGACGUGCCAACGGCCAGAAUGUGACCUUCGCUGUGGCAUCGGCCGUCCAUCGAACUCCGUACAGCGACAGACAGAAAAGUUCCUCGGAGGGUGAGAAACUCCCUCCAGCUACGGGUCAGGGCACCAGCAAACCUGUUGUCUCUCUUGUGGCCUAUUACAAUGGCUGAGGUUGUACAGUCAGGCAAACCUACGGGGGUAUUAGAGUUGACCGAAAUCAUGGAUCGUGUUAAAAGGUAAUAUAAAUGGAAAGUGGGCGUGUCUUGCAGAGCAGUAUGGAUUAUUGCCAUGCCCCCUCUGGCCACACCCAUCGCUGGCAGUCAUGCCAUGUUGCAUGCACAGCUUAUGAAAAGAAUGGACACUGAACUACUGGAGAAAGGGAUGGCACUACUUUAGUACAUGGAUCUAAUUGUUUGCUGAUGUUUCUUAUGAGUCCGGAUUGUAAAUGUGCUCUCAGAUUGUGGCGUGUUGACUCUCUCUUUGAAACUGAGCAUGAGCCUGUUUUGUAUUUUUUUUCAUCAAGCACAACAUCUUACUGGUGUUUGACAGCCUCUGUAAAAGAGAUUACUUACAUUAAUACUUUUCUUACUGAAAUUUUGCUCCAUUGCUGAAGUUUAAAGGAGUCAUAUUGUUUUAUUCAACCUUUUGAAAUAUGGUAAUAGUGGUUUAACAAUUUCAGUUCAGAAGUAUCACUAUUUUUUUGAGGUUCACAAAGUUUUUUGUCUUCCUCAAUUGCAAGAAAAUAGUGCUAAUGCAUAGCUUCUAUUACACAAUUGUGACUUAUUCUUUUAAAUAUACUGACUUUAUUUUAGCUGUUUCUCACAAUUGCAAAAUUUUUCGCAAUUUUGAAUUCAUACGCUCAUAAUUUGGCGAUUAAAAGUCUGAAUUGUGAGGUAUAAGUUUGAAAAUGUGAUUUGUUGUGGGCUGAAACAAGUUUUGUUAAAAGGACACCUAACAUUUUUGGAAAUAAGCUCUCAUUCUUCCUUGAGUUAAAAGAGUUGAGUAUCAUUUUUGAAUCCACUCAGCUGAUCUCCGAUUCAGGCGGGAACACUUUUAGCUUAGCAUAGAUUAGCAUAAAUCAUUGAAUCACAUUAGACCAUUAGCAUCUCCCUCAAAAAUGAAAGAGUUUCAAUAAUUUUCCUAUUUAAUGAUAGACUCUUCAGUAGUUACAUUGUAUUCUAAGACCAACAAAAGACAUAUAGCUAGGAAUUUUAUGCUCAUUCCGGCAUAAAAGUCAAGGAACGUUGCUGCCGUACCAUGACUACAGCAUGAGCAAUGAUAAUACACCUAAAAAUCAUCUAACAUCUCUCAAUAUAACCAACCAGUGAUUAUUUUUGAUAUGCCAGGUUAUUUUUGACUGUGAUGCUAAUGGUCUUAUUCAAUUCAAUGGUAUAUGCUAAGCUAAGCUAAAUGUGCUCCCACCAUAAACAAAGAUUAACUGAAGGGAUUCGAACUUGAUAAAACUGAACUGUUUUACUCUAGUGGAGUUAUAAAUAAACAGGCUCAUUCUGAAAACGUAGCCCUAUAUACAUUUCUGAAGAUUGCUAAUUAUGUUGCCAAAAGUAGGUAUGGCUGCAUUUUGUCUUUAAAAGAAGUCUACGGGGCGGUAUGACGCUGUUCUUUUUCUUACUAGCUGACCGAUUACCUCCAUAUGCAAUUGGUGCUUUUGAAAACUCUAUUGGUUGGGUUUAAAGGAGGAGGAAAGUGGGUCAGGCGAUCGGUCACUCAGUCAGUCAGUCAGUCAGUCAGUCAGGUGACAGCAGCCUCUAGUGGAUUUACGUACAAACGGCAGACACGAA